AUUAAUCAUUUUUAUUUCUCCCCUCUCCUUCUUCAGCUUGUUUCUCUAUCUUUGUUUCAUCUUCUUCAUUCUUAUUUAUUUCGUCCACUGUAGACCCUCUCUCUCCCUCUCUCUCAAAAGUGUCCCUCAAAACAUUAAUUAUGCACGUAUCUGUAUGCUCAAUCUGCUAUUGUGUUGUGUUAUAACGACACUAUUUCUUUACCUUUCUUUUCAGUUUAGUGUCUCUUACUCUCUCUCAGUAAAGGAUUUUUAUUUUAUUUUUUCCUUUGAGAAUUUGAUGGAAGUAUCGAAACUUUAAAAUUAUAGAUUAGUUUUGUAUCAUAAAUUUUAAAGGGUUGAGCUUUUUUUUUUAUUUUGGUAAAAUUGGUAAAUUGGGCUUUAUUAUUUUCGUAACUUUGCUAUUGGUGAUUUUUUUAUUGGACUUAUUUGUUUGGAGCUUGCUAUUUUUAAGGGAGGUAAAUGUAAUUUUAUUGAAUAAAAAUGCUAAAUUAGUACUUUUAUAUAUAUAUAUAUAUAUAUAUAAAUUUUUCAAAUUUUAGGGGGCACCAAGCUAAAGCUUGGCUCCGUCCCUGAACGCCUCUCUCUCUCUCUCUCCACAAUUCACCCAACUCUACGAUCUUCAUUAUAUAUAACAGAUAGCCACAACACCAUGUCAAACCACCUCCUAUCCGUCUCUACCUUCGGCCUUUUCCUCCUACUCCUCGGAGGCUCCGCCUAUGGUCUCUUCAUAACCCACCGUCCAUUCUCGCCUGAUCUUAUUUCCGAUGGAAUCCACGACAGUGAUUCCAGUUGGGGGUCCUACCCUGUUCUCAACCGACUCUCCGCCGAGUCUUCAACUUCAACUUGCGACCAGACCUACGGGUUCUUGCCUUGCACCACCUCGGUAAUGGGAAACCUCUUCCUCAUGGUGGUGUACGGGUACCUCAUGUACUUCGCUGCCAUGUCAUUGACAGAAGGAAGCGAGCACUUGAUGAAAAUUCUAGGCCCUGGUAUUGUGGGCAGUCUCGUCCUUCCUAUUCUCGGUGCUCUUCCUGAUGCCAUGCUCGUUAUCGUAUCUGGUAUUUUUGGAACUACCGAAACUGCUCAAAGUCAAAUCUCUAUUGGAAUGGGAAUGGUAGCUGGGUCAACUGUUUUACUUCUUACAAUAAUAUGGGGAUCGUGUGUUAUUGCUGGGAAGUGCGACCUUGUUGAUUCAAUUGCGCUAGAUGCACAGGACACAAAAGGGUUUAAUUUAACUGAAUCUGGCAUUAGUACUGAUAUCUGGACUAGCUAUGCUGCAAGGCUGAUGUUAAUAUCUGUCAUCCCACUUUUAAUUGUUCAAAUACCACAAAUUCUCAAUUCAAUUUUAUGGAGGCACAUAGCAGUCAUGAUUGGGCUUAUUGCCUCUCUUCUUCUAUUUGUUUCUUAUAGCACUUACCAGGUCCUUCAGCCUAAGAUCCAAAAAAGAAAAAUUGACUAUGUGAAGCACAAGCAUGUUUUUUUAGGAUUUCUAAAGCAUCUAAAAAAACGUGCACUGGGAAGGCUGCUCGACGAGAAUGGCGAACCUGAUAGAGUGACCAUUGAAAACCUGUUUUCUUCAAUUGACGCAAAUCAUGAUGGACACAUUUCAGAUAGUGAAUUGAGAGCAUUGAUGGUUGGAAUUAAUUUUGAAGAAAUCGACCUGGAUCAGAGUGCUGCCGUAGAUAAAAUAAUGAAUGAUUUUGAUACAUCGGGUAAUUCUGUUAUUGAUAAGGACGAGUUUGUCAAUGGCAUUUCAAGAUGGCUAAAUAAGGCCAAGCUGGCUGCUGCUCGUAAUGCCGUUCCUUUCUCAAUAACAACGUUUAUUAAUGACUAUCACAAGAAAACAAAGAGAGAGCAUGAUCUGUUGGAUGUGGGUGGGAGUAAUGAAGUUGAGGGUGUUAAGAAAUCCAAACAGGCCUCCAUUAAGGCAGUGCUAUCGUUGUUGCUGGGAACUAUAAUUGCUGCUGCUUUUGCUGAUCCCCUGGUAGAUACUAUUGAUAACUUCGCUGAUGCCACUAGUAUUCCUGCUUUUUUCAUCUCUUUCAUUGUGUUGCCUUUGGCUACUAGCUCUAGGGACACUGUGUCAGCAAUUAGAUUAGCUAGCCAGGACAAGCGACAUACAGCCUCAUUAUCAUUUUCUGAGAUAUAUGCGACGGUAACGAUCCAUAAUGUCCUCUCUAUCCCGGUCUUCUUGGCCCUGGUUUACAUCAGGGGAUUGACAUGGGAUUUCUCAUCUGAAGUGCUGGUUAUUCUUAUUGUUAGCAUUGUGAUGGGUUCCUUGGGCAGCUUCCGCACCCAUUUCCCUCUGUGGACAUCUAUACUAGCUAUCCUACUUUACCCAUUCUCCCUGGCCCUGAUUUAUGUUCUUCAUUACUAUUAUGGCUGGUCAUAGACUCACGGAGAUCCCAAUAUUGUGAUUGUUGGGUACUUACAUUUCCUGUACGUAGAAUCGGACUUGUUUCUUUAAAUCCGGUGUGCUUGUUUAGUUUACUUAAAAUAAUGGGUUAUGCAGUGCAACUUGCAUCACCCUCUCUUAAAAGUUACCAUAACUUUUAAGUAGAGUUUGUGGUAAGUUUGUCCAAACCUCAUUUUCUUUCCUGUGUGUUUAUUUCUUAAAAAUAAA
Molecule: messenger RNA, 2623 nt
Organism: Quercus lobata
Lineage: Eukaryota; Viridiplantae; Streptophyta; Magnoliopsida; Fagales; Fagaceae
Product: sodium/calcium exchanger NCL-like
Exons: 7
Coding region: 650-2392 (580 amino acids)
Biological process (GO): intracellular calcium ion homeostasis; calcium ion transmembrane transport
Cellular component (GO): membrane
Molecular function (GO): calcium:proton antiporter activity; calcium ion binding
Source: RefSeq, a predicted model, not a curated record